Molecule: messenger RNA, 294 nt
Organism: Yamadazyma tenuis ATCC 10573
Lineage: Eukaryota; Fungi; Ascomycota; Pichiomycetes; Serinales; Debaryomycetaceae
Gene: MRPL37
Product: mitochondrial 54S ribosomal protein mL54
Cellular component (GO): mitochondrial large ribosomal subunit
Molecular function (GO): structural constituent of ribosome
Source: RefSeq, a predicted model, not a curated record
AUGUUCAGACUGUUGACUGUGGUUAGAAGAUUCAGUAUAAGUAGAAGUUCGUUGAAUACCCCUAAAUCGUCCUGUGUGGCAGGGACCGUCUUGAACUUGAAGGUAAAAAAAGCUGGUGAUGAGCCUGUCGCUUUAGAAGAUAGCGACUAUCCAGAUUGGUUAUGGGAUUCGUUGGACAAGGGAAAGAAAGAUAAAACUUUGAAGAAGAAUGACUUUAUGAAAUGGAGAAGGAAGCAGUUGAACAAGGUCAACACCGCUAAGAUCAAAGAAAAGAAUUUCCUUUCUGAAUUGUAG